AGCUGUUGUUAACUUGUUUUAACUAGUUUUUUUGGUAGUACUAAGUUAACACACAGAGAGAGCGGGAUAUGCUAUAAGUUAAUUGAAAGGAUUAGAUUUGAUGUGAGAGAGGAUUUCGGAAACUUCAAACUGUUUUCUCAGCUUGACAUAAAUUCAAACACAUAGCAACUGAAUAGAGACUCUCUCCUCCCACGUAAAUACACACAGAGAGAGCGAGGUUUGGCUGUCCUCUUCUUCAUGGAGCCAGAAGCCGGAAUUCCGAUUCCUCGGAAUCCCUCCUCGCUUUCAUGGGUGAAUCUCUCCAAGAAUCUAAUAUUAGCUUAUCAAAGCUUUGGUGUAGUAUAUGGAGACCUAAGCACUUCACCUCUGUAUGUUUAUACAAGCAUAUUCAAAGGGAAGUUGCAGACACAUCUAAAUGAGGAUGCCAUAUUUGGUGCAUUUUCCUUAAUAUUCUGGACGCUGACAUUGAUACCAUUGCUCAAGUACGUUUUUAUCGUACUGAGUGCAGAUGAUAAUGGUGAAGGUGGGACGUUUGCUCUUUACUCACUGCUUUGCAGGCAUGCAAAGCUGAGCUUACUUCCCAAUCAACAAGCAGCCGAUGAGGAGCUCUCAGCCUAUAAAUAUGGCCCAUCAUCACAUACUAUAGCAUCUUCCCCACUAAAGAGAUUUUUGGAGAAGUAUAAAAGGCUACGAACAGCCCUUCUAAUUGUGGUAUUAUUUGGUGCUUGCAUGGUCAUAGGUGAUGGAGUGCUUACUCCUGCAAUUUCAGUUCUAUCAGCAGUAUCGGGACUAAAAGUUGCAGAAUCGAAAUUAAAUAAUGGUGAACUCCUCUUGAUUGCCUGUGUAAUAUUGGUGGGCCUGUUUGCUCUGCAGCAUUUUGGCACCCACAGGGUAGCAUUUAUGUUUGCGCCAGUUGUGAUCAUUUGGUUGGUAUCGAUUUUUUCCAUUGGGUUGUACAACACAAUAUCCUGGAACCCAAAGGUCGUACGAGCAUUAUCCCCGUAUUAUAUUAUCAAGUUCUUUAGGGAGACUGGUAAAGAUGGUUGGAUUUCUCUGGGAGGGAUUCUUUUAUCUAUAACUGGUACUGAAGCUAUGUUUGCAGAUCUUGGUCAUUUCACUGCCUUGUCAAUAAGGGUUGCAUUUGCAUUUGUUAUUUACCCCUGUUUGGUAGUGCAAUACAUGGGUCAAGCUGCUUUCUUAUCUCAACAUCUGGACCAAACUCCUAGAAUCUUUUUUGAGUCAAUACCCGAUCCUGUAUACUGGCCUGUCUUUGUUAUUGCCACCCUUGCAGCAAUUGUUGGUAGUCAGGCUGUUAUUACUGCUACUUUCUCCAUCAUCAAACAAUGCCAUGCCCUUGGUUGCUUUCCCCGAGUCAAAGUUGUGCACACCUCAAAACAUAUAUAUGGGCAGAUCUACAUCCCAGAAAUAAACUGGAUACUCAUGAUCCUUACUCUUGCCAUAACUAUUGGAUUUCAGGACACAACCAUGAUUGGAAAUGCUUAUGGACUUGCUUGCAUGACAGUUAUGUUUGUCACAACAUUUCUCAUGGCGCUUGUCAUAAUAUUCGUUUGGCAGAAAAGUGUCUUUCUUGCUGCAGCAUUCCUUUUUUUAUUCUGGUUCAUUGAGGGUGUAUACUUGUCAGCAGCUUUAAUGAAAGUGCCUCAGGGAGGAUGGGUCCCCCUUGUGCUUUCAUUCGUUUUUACGAUUGUUAUGUAUGUCUGGCACUAUGGUACUCGCAAGAAGUACACUUUUGACCUACACAACAAAGUUUCAUUAAAAUGGUUACUCGGCCUGGGCCCUAGUCUUGGUAUUGUCCGUGUGCCUGGGAUAGGCCUCAUAUAUUCUGAAUUGGCAACAGGAGUCCCUGCAAUAUUUUCUCACUUUGUAACAAACCUCCCUGCAUUUCACAACGUAUUAGUUUUUGUUUGUGUAAAAUCAGUUCCUGUUCCUUAUGUCUCACCAGAUGAACGUUUCCUCAUAGGCAGGGUUUGCCCAAGACCAUAUCGUAUGUACAGGUGCAUAGUGAGAUAUGGGUAUAAGGACAUUCAUCGGGAUAUUGGAGACUUUGAGAGCCAGCUCAUACAAAGCAUUGCAGAGUUCAUCCAUAGGGAAGCAGUAGAACCACAGUUCUCGACCUCCGAGAGUUCAUCAUUUGACGGGCGGAUGGCUGUUAUAAGCACCAAAACUUUGCAAUCAAGCUCAAGCCUAAUGGUAUCUGAGCAAGAGGAUGUUGAUGUGGGCAUCUCUAUCCAAAGCAGCAAGUCUCCAACCCUCCAGAGUUUGCGAUUGGUUUAUGAUGAUGAGAACCCGCAAAUCAGGAAGCGCCAUGUCAGGUUUCAGUUACCCUCAAGCCCUGGGAUGGAUCCUGCAGUUCGGGAAGAGCUAAUGGAUUUGAUUCAGGCAAAGGAAGCAGGGGUUGCAUAUAUACUGGGGCACUCAUAUGUAAAGGCCAGGAGAUCUUCCUCGUACUUAAAAAAGAUUGUGAUUGAUAUUGGGUAUUCAUUUCUUCGAAAGAAUUGCAGGGGCCCUGCUGUGGCGCUUAACAUUCCCCACAUUAGUCUUAUUGAAGUUGGCAUGAUAUACUAUGUCUAGUCCUUGGAAGAAAUUUAAUCAAUAUGAUCCUGGUGGUUAUGUAUUUACUAUGGAUGAUAGGGAGGUAGCCAUUGCCUUGAUCUUGGGAGAAGGAAUGUAAGCUUAAUGCAAGUUAUAGGAUCUUAGGUUGCUGGUAUUUCAAUACAAACAUUUCUUGCUUCUGUUGCACCUUCUUCAAUCUGUAUAGCUGAUAUAAAGAGAUAUUGAGUUUUAGCUUUA
Molecule: messenger RNA, 2811 nt
Organism: Quercus robur (English oak)
Lineage: Eukaryota; Viridiplantae; Streptophyta; Magnoliopsida; Fagales; Fagaceae
Product: potassium transporter 4
Exons: 9
Coding region: 238-2592 (784 amino acids)
Biological process (GO): potassium ion transmembrane transport; cell tip growth
Cellular component (GO): membrane
Molecular function (GO): potassium ion transmembrane transporter activity
Source: RefSeq, a predicted model, not a curated record